Molecule: messenger RNA, 2851 nt
Organism: Podarcis muralis (Common wall lizard)
Lineage: Eukaryota; Metazoa; Chordata; Lepidosauria; Squamata; Lacertidae
Source: RefSeq, a predicted model, not a curated record
CUAAGCUUUCCAAACUACAGCUGUGGUAAACAGACUAACUUACUGGCUGUUCUCGAAGGGUCCGACUCUCAAAACUCCAUCCAGAUUUCAAACGUGUUGGGCAUCUAUAAAAUCCCACAGGUAGGAAUGGAGAGAGGUAUAAUAGCAUUAUGAUAUCGGCUGUUUUAUUUUCAACUACCCUCCUGUUGAUCCCUAGCAUCAAAUUUGCCUUCUUUAUGGCUGCCACAACCUUCAAGGAAAUCACUGUUCCCACCAAAGGGUCCUUGCAAUAGACCUUCCUCCUUCCUAAGACCUUCCCAAUCUCAUGUUGGGCUUAGAAAUAUUUAGGCUUUGAUCUGAAAUCAAACAAGAUCCAAAUCUUCCUUCUCUUCCCAGGUCACUUAUGCUUUUGUCUCUCAUGUUCUGAAUGAUAAGAGGCAUUUCCCUUUUUUCUACCGGAUGGUCCCCAAAGAAGAAGCCCUGUACCCAGGGAUUGUCAAGCUGCUCCAGCACUUCCGAUGGACGUUGAUUGGCCUCCUUGCACCAGACACCAACAAUGGAGAGAGGUUCCUGAAGAGCUUGACACCCGUGCUCAUCAAGAGCGGUGUCUGUGUUGUCAUCUCACAAAGCAUCCCAGGACCGAAUACAAAUGGAGUAUACAUUCCUCGUCUUCCAUUCCUCAAGUGGAGGCAAGUGCAUGUAUUUGUUUACUAUGGGGAAAUGUCUUUUUUCUUAAAUGGACUACAAUUUAUACAACUGUUUUUUGACAUAUUGAUGAAAUCCAUUGCUGGGAAAAUCUUCAUCACAACAGUUUUGUGGGAUGUCGCCCUGGAGCUGAUGUAUAAUGACAUAUCUUUCCAAUACAUCCAUGGUAUAUUUUCCUUCUUCACUGAGAAAAGUAAAGGGGCAAAAUACGGUGAUUUUCUACCCUUUUUCUUUGGUAUUAAGAAGUUUUGGGAGGAUGCUUUUAAUUGUUUUUAUUUAAAGCAUGCAUUCUCAGUGAAAGGCCGGACAAGAUGCAGAGAGAGAGAGAAACUGGAGAGGCUUCCCCAAGAUGAUCUGGAAAGAAUCCUCUCUCUAGACAGCUACAGGAUCUACAACACUCUGCAAGCCGUGGCUCGUGCCUUAAAUGCUGCAUAUUCAUCUAGAUCUAAGCAGAGGGGAAGUGAGAGAAUGGGACUUCAAAGGCUACAGCCAUGGCAGCUCCACCCUUUCCUAGGAAACACCCAGUUCUACAAUUCUUCCAUGGACAGAGUGUAUUUGGAUGAGAACGGGGAGCUGGCAGCCGACUUGGACAUUGUGAACUGGGUGGUGUUCCCCAAUAAAUCCGUCCUCAGAGUGAAGUUUGGGAGUAUUGACAGACAGGGAUCCCCAGACCUGAAGUGCUCCAUCGACCAGGAGGCCAUUGUGUGGCCCAAGUGGCUCAAUCAGACCCUUCCUACUUCCAGGUGUGUGGAAAGCUGUCGCCCUGGAUCCGUCAAGGUGAUUCAGGAAGGGAAGCCUCUUUGCUGUUAUGAAUGUCUUCCCUGUGCAGAAGGGACCAUCUCCACUCAGGAAGAUGCAGACCAUUGCCAAAAAUGCCCAGAAAAUCAGCAUCCAAACAUGAACCGAGAUCAAUGUGUGUUCAAGCAUAUCACCUUCCUAGCCUAUGAAGAAUCUCUGGGGGUUGUCCUACUUUCCCUUGCCCUACUGGGGUCCUUAGCCACAAGCUUUAAUUUAGGAAUCUUUAUUAAAUACAACGAAACUCCCAUAGUCAAAGCCAACAACCGGGACCUCUCCUACAUCCUCCUGCUCUCCCUCCUGCUUUCCUUUUUGUCCUCCUUCCUGUUCAUUGGGAGGCCAAGGAAAGGGACCUGCCUUCUCCGACAAACAGCCUUCAGCAUCAUCUUCUCUGUUGCUGUUUCUUCUGUGUUGGCAAAAACCAUCACUGUGGUUCUGGCCUUCCUGGCCACCAAGCCAGGGAACUCAGUGAGGAGAUGGCUGGGGAAGAGUCUGGCCAACUCCAUUGUCAUUUCUUGUUCCUGUGUCCAAGUUGUCAUCUGCAUGAUCUGGCUGGGGAUCUCGCCACCAUUCCCAGACUCUGACAUGCACUCCCAGCCUGGAGAGAUCAUCCUGCAAUGCAACGAAGGGUCUGUGGCCAUGUUCUAUGGUUCCCUCAGCUACAUGGGCUUCCUGGCUGUCAUCUGCUUCACGGUGGCUUUCCUAGCCAGGAAGCUGCCUGGGGCCUUCAAUGAAGCCAAGCUGAUCACCUUCAGCAUGCUGGUCUUCUGCAGUGUUUGGGUGUCCUUUGUGCCCACCUACCUGAGCACCAAGGGGAGAUACAUGGUAGCCGUUCAGGUCUUCUCCAUCUUGGCCUCCAGUGCUGGGCUCCUGGGCUGCAUCUUCAUUCCCAAAUGCUACAUUGUUUUGUUGAGACCUGAUCUGAACACAAAGGAGCACCUGACAACAAAAACAAAAGAUAGCAUCUGAUUCUUAAAAUAUUAUUUUUCAGGAAGGUAGAGAAGUGAUGUUCUUGAAAAAUAAUGUUUCAAUUUAAAAAAUCAUUACCCUCAUUUGAUCAUGUAGAACAAACCAACUUAAUGGAAAUAGUUAUGAAAUUUGGCUGAAAAUUUGUUAAUACUUUGGAAGAUAUAGAUCACAUAGAUCACAGGGAAUUCACAUUACCAAAAUUUUGUAAUUAUUCUUGGAAUGGAACAAGGAUGUCCACUGUCACUCCUGUUAUUUCUCCAAGUGAAUCUCCAGCCCCCGGCUCUCUCACUUCCUCAUUCAUCGUCACCUUCUCUGCGGGUGCUGCUAAGUACCCUCUGUCUUUGAGCUCUUUGCUCUCCUACUUUCAAGGCUCGCUGGGUUCUGGAAGAUGGUGGGUCUAGAA